Messenger RNA from Caenorhabditis angaria, 2698 nucleotides. NCBI's taxonomy places the organism in Eukaryota, Metazoa, Nematoda, Chromadorea, Rhabditida, Rhabditidae. The record is from the annotation of a GenBank genome assembly.
AUGUUGAGAAACGUGGCAAUUUUCGGCGCGCUUAUUGGUAUUUGUUUGGCGAGAUUUGGAAAUGAGAAUGAGAAUUCGAUCGGUGAUAAAUUGGUGCUCACAGCUCACGGAAUGGGAUUGAAUGAUGUGAAUCGAAUAGAAAUUCCAGGUAAGGUCUAGGAAUCUGGAAGUCUAGCCUAAUUUUGAAACCAAACAAGCCUAGGUAACAUGAGCAAUGUUUGAAAGCUCAAUUUUUCAAUUUUCCAGUUCACAACGGUCGAAUCCCUCCACUUCCCUGUGUCACUUCAAAUGCUGGAACUCAUGAACAUGGUGCAACUUUCACCAAAAACAAUUUCCAUUAUAGUUGUAAUAAUGGAACUGCGGAGGUUGUUGGUGAGUUUUUUUGUGUCAAACAAGCUGGAAUUACAAUAACUCUAGAUUAAUCCACAGUAUAUUCAAUUUUCGACACCAAUAUUUUUAGUAAAUUUUCCAAGAUUUCUUACGUUUCAAAAAUUUGGCAAAUUUUUUCGAAUAUGUAGGCCCUAAUACCAAAUUUUGUGUUUCCUUACUCAAUCAAUAAUUUCCUUUUACAAAGUAUAUUAUUUUGAAUAUAUUGUGAAAACGGAAUGAAUCUCGCAACUAGAAAAUAUUUUUGAACGAUAAUGAACGCCCAUAUGAAUUGUAUAUUCUCUUUGGGGAACAUUUUGAAGGAAAAUCCAUUUUUUGCUUUUUUGAUCUACCUUUUCCCUCCAUUUUUUAUUUUUUCUGUCGUUCAAAAAUAUUUUCUAGUUGAAAGAUUCAUUCCGUUUUCACAAUAUCAUUAUUUUUCUUAUUUUCUUCCUCUUUCAGGUUAGAUUUACAUAAAAAUCUCAAAGUUCUAUUUCAUUUCAGCUUGCAUUGCCGAUGAUGGAAGUGUUAUUCAACUUGGCCGAACUUUUGUGAAAACCGGAAUGAAGCACUAUUGUAAUGUGCAAGGCGAUAAUGUGACUUACAAGCAAGGUGAGAUUUUUUGUGACGGUUUUUGAGGGGAAAUUUAUCAAAAAUCACUAAUUCUACUUCAAAGAUAGGAUAAUUUUCAAAAUUUGGUGCCAAAAUCUUGACUUGAAUUCUGGUUUCAGAAGCCAUGUGUUACGAGAACGGUAUGCACUAUAAUAUUGGUGACUCAUUCCGAAAUGGUUCUUUCAAAUUGACAUGCCGUGAACAGGGAAUCCACGUGGAAGGGUGUUAUAUGCAAAAUGGUGUGAGCGGAGAUAUUUUGGCGGCUGGUGAGAAUCGCAUUGAAAAUGGCAAACGACAUGAAUGCGAAAUUAUUGCGCCGGGACGUGUCAGAUAUGUGGUGAAGAGUGAGUUUUUGACACCAAAUAUUACUGUAUUAUUUCGCGCUAGAAAAUUUGAUUUUUCAUCACAAAUACAGCAAUCGAAAUGAUUUUAGCGCUAUUUUGAAUGGGAUUACUGUAGAUUUCGGCGGCCAAAUUAUGAUCUACAGUAUUCCCAGAUUUUUGCCACAACAUUUUUCUUAUUUUUCAGAGAAAAAUAAUUUCAAGAUUUUUUACGUUUCAAAAAUUCAUGAUUUAUUUUGGGGAGACAUUUUUUUGUUCAGUUCUUGAAAAAAUCCUAGAUACUGUAAAUUACUCUAUUCACAGUAAUCCAGAUAAAAUAACUCGAAAAAAUUUAAAUUUUCCUCACAAAAAAUCUCCCAUGAAAUCUUUACUGUUUCAAAAAUUCGUGAUAUUUUUUGUGAGAAAGUGUGAUAUUUUAUUCUAUGCAUCCUGAAAUUUCAUAUUCAAUUUCUCACUAAAACCCACGAAUUACUGUAGUUUUUGGCAUAAUUUCUUUAACAUUUCUUGCUUGCCAUGUGUAUAAUUUUUUUGGUGUGUUCGUAAAAAAUCAACUACAAACUGACUGAUAAAAAAAUUUUGGCAAUUUUUCAAGGAAAAAAAAUUCCGUUUUUUUUUCGAGGGCAUCAUCACAUGGCCUCGAAAAAUGACCGAAUCAUAAGAUUUCUUAUCUUCAGCAACGAAAAUUUUUAUCAGAAAAAAAAAACGAUUUUGUGGAGCAAAAAGGUGUGCUCUUUGACCGGAACAAAAAAAAAUUUUGUAGAGUUUUUUGUACAGAUCAAAAUUUUUAGAGCCAAAAGGUGUGAUUUAAAGUAGAUCAAAUAUUCGUGAAAAAUAACAUCUUGAAAUUGUUUGGUUUCAAAAAUUGUAGAUGAAAUUUUCCCGUUAUUUUUUCAGUGUUGGGAUGUUCUCACGACGGAAAUCAAUAUUCGAUCGGUCAAAUGUGGACUCAUCAACACGUCAGAUAUCAAUGUAAAAAUGAUGGAAGUCUGAUGGUUUUGGGUGAGUUUUUGACACCAAAAUUACAGUACUUUUGGUGUUUGAGGUUGCAUCGAUGAUGGUUUGUAUUUGGAAUUGGGACGAGAUUUGUUGAUGAAUGGAAUGGCUCAUAGAUGUUAUAAAGUUGGCACAACAACUUUUUAUCAUAAGUAAGUACAGCCAAUUAAAAAUGCAGUAUUACUUCUUCUGAAAAAUUUCCAUUUUUUUCCAACAAAAAUCACUGUUUCAAAAUUUCUAUAAUUUAAUUUUUGCGGCCCAAAAAUGCCACGUGGCAGAAUUUCCUACUUCAAAUCAUUUUUUCCAGAUUUGCUUGCGAUUUCCCAUCAUUAUCUCAAUGUGUUGGUCAAAUGAUGCAUCGAAAAAUGGCGGCGAGAAGAGUAUGA